CACUCCCAAGUGAUACCGCAACAAGCAAGCAUGAAAUUCGCUAUAGCAUUGUGCUUUUCGGCUAUAUUUUGUACCGUUUAUGCUUCCAUAAUUCCAAUAGACUUUGCCUAUUUAGAAGAUGAGCAGUUUAUAAAAAUAAAAAAUGCGAUAUUGAAUGUGGAACGUAUCGUACAACGAAUUGAACGUGUCCAGGCUGAUACUAAAGAGGAUGCUCUAUUGACAGUUACAAAAAGAUGGAAUCAACAAAUAAAUAAUUACAGAGAUUACGUUAAUCUAUUGGUCGACUCGAUGCGCAGGGAAAUAAAUAACGCUAAAUUUAAAGGGGUAGAUGCACAAUACUGUUACGAUACUAAUUUCUGGGCUAUAAACGAGCAUGGCGACACAGCGUAUCAAUCUGCUACAAAAUGUCAAGAAUCUGCUGAGAAGAACAUUGGGAGUAGCAUUGGGUUUCUCGAUAGCCUCAAGUCGCUUGGAUACGAGUUGAUAAAAGAAUUAAAUGAUGUUGUCCUCAACUGCUAUGACGACGAUACUACUAAAAUGCAGAGCUGCUUCCUUAAUGAGUUCGGGAAAAUCAAUAACGCCGUAAAGGAGUUUGAGCAGGACGCCAAAUAUAUCGAGUACAACGCAUUGCCAGCGUCCAACUAUGUCAUUCUGCAGGCUACCCAAUGUCUGAGCAACGCUUACUUGUUGGCGCGCUUCGAAAGCCAAGGCGCAAUGAUGUCAAACUCUAGAUGCAUUCGAAACGUCAUAAAUAAAAAAAACUGAACAGAGUUCAAUCUUAAGCUUAAAAGAGUCUAAGCAUUUGUCGAUUACGGUUUACACUCAAAAUGAUAUUCCGAGAGAAAACAAUGCAUCUCGAGAAAUCAAUGCAAUUAAUUUG
This is a messenger RNA of Cyphomyrmex costatus, 880 nucleotides long. RefSeq lists its product as uncharacterized. The transcript has 4 exons. The record is from RefSeq and is a predicted model, not a curated record. Bases 31 to 765 code for a protein of 244 amino acids. Lineage: Eukaryota; Metazoa; Arthropoda; Insecta; Hymenoptera; Formicidae.